AUGAAAUUAAAGGAUACAAAGAUCAACUCGAAAUCGGGAGCUAUAGGCGAUGCGGCAUAUAUUGUCGCAUUCUAUAAAGAACGCGACCAAUGGCGAAAGGGAGUUGAAGCUCUGGAAGAAAAUUAUUCCGAGGACGCCGAGCGUUUGAAAGAAGGGAGGGACAGACUAAAGGACGAGUUUGGUGAGAACGUAGAGGAUAUUAAUAAAGACAACACGAUGUUUACUAAAGAUAUGAGUGCAUUGUUAGCUAGGGCUGGUUACGAUCAAGCUAUUCAUUGCCAAAUCAGGGGUACGAUCGAAAGAAUGCUUUGGAUAAUAAAUGGUGAAGGGAGUUUUGAUGUACAAGUGCUAGGAUUUCUUUUAAUGGAGCUUACUUAUCGUGGUGUCCGGAUAUUGAUUGCAGGAGGAUGGGAUAGUGGAAAGGAGUAA
Molecule: messenger RNA, 429 nt
Organism: Sclerotinia sclerotiorum 1980 UF-70
Lineage: Eukaryota; Fungi; Ascomycota; Leotiomycetes; Helotiales; Sclerotiniaceae
Exons: 2
Coding region: 1-429 (142 amino acids)
Source: RefSeq, a predicted model, not a curated record